Lontra canadensis (Northern American river otter) is the source of this 1262-nucleotide messenger RNA. It is a transcript of the gene CUNH6orf136, whose product is annotated as chromosome unknown C6orf136 homolog. The record is from RefSeq and is a predicted model, not a curated record. The transcript is spliced from 6 exons. NCBI's taxonomy places the organism in Eukaryota, Metazoa, Chordata, Mammalia, Carnivora, Mustelidae. The coding region runs from base 126 to 1070 and encodes 314 amino acids.
UCCAGCCCCUUCACACACACCCCCCCCCACUUUCCCCUUCAAGAAGCCGGCUCCGGGGCGCGCUCACCCCUGUGAGGAGGCCAGAGGCCGGACACUGGAGGCGCUGUCUCCGCUCCCGUUAGAUCAUGUACCAGCCCAGCCGGGGGGCGGCCCGGCGUCUCGGCCCCUGCCUCCGCACUUACCAGGCUCGCCCCCAGGACCAGCUUUCUCCACGGACUCUACCAUUCCCACCCCUGUGGCCCCCCUCCACAACAGCCACUUCUCCAUCUUCUCUUCUCUGGUCUCCCCCACCCCCACACCCUCCGAUCUGGCUGCUUCCCCGGGCUCCCCCACUACAUCUCCCUCAGAUCCAGGCCCUCAGCUCACCAUGGGUGGUUCUCCCUCCAGGAAAGGGGGAGGAGGCACCAGGACCUGAGAUGCAUAGUGGCUGCCUGGAUGGGCUUAGGAGCCUAUUUGAGGGACCUCCCUGCCCCUGUCCUGGGGCUUUGAUACCUUUCCAAGCCCCAGGGACCUCUCACCCUUCCCCUGCCACUCCAUCAGGAGAUCCAAGUAUGGAGGAGCACCUGGCUGUCAUGUAUGAGAGACUGAGACAAGAGCUUCCCAAUCUCUUCCUUCACUCCCACGACUAUACUCUCUACUCAUCGGAUGUGGAAUUCAUCAAUGAGAUCCUGAAUAUCCGUACCAAGGGCCGGACAUGGUACAUUCUGUCACUGACCCUCUGCCGCUUCCUGGCCUGGAACUAUUUUGCACAGCUUCGGUUGGAGGUUCUACAGCUGACCCGCCACCCAGAGAAUUGGACCCUGCAAGCCCGCUGGCGGCUUGUGGGGCUGCCCAUCCACAUGCUCUUUCUGCGUUUCUACAAGCGAGACAAGGAAGAGCUUUAUCGGACCUAUGAUGCCUAUUCCACCUUCUACCUGAAUUCCAGUGGCCUCAUUUGUCGCCAUCGCCUAGACAAACUGAUGCCUUCACAUUCAGCCCCAACGCCUGUGAAAAAGCUGCUAGUGGGAGCCCUGGUGACUCUGGGACUGUCAGAGCCAGAACCCAACUUACACCUGUGUUCUAAGACCUGAUCCAGGAACUGGGGUAAAGGCAGCACUGAAGACUUUGCUAUAUAUGCACAAGAGGAAGGGGUGGGGGGGGGCCUAGAAUCUCAGGAGCCAGCUUCCUCCCCUCUUUACUCUCCUUUUUUGCCAUCUCAUGCUGUGUAAAGCUGCUGUGUAAUUUAACUUGUAAAUAAUAAAGUCUAAGUGAAUAUAUGAGAA